Aspergillus caelatus is the source of this 2235-nucleotide messenger RNA. RefSeq lists its product as uncharacterized. The record is from RefSeq and is a predicted model, not a curated record. Lineage: Eukaryota; Fungi; Ascomycota; Eurotiomycetes; Eurotiales; Aspergillaceae. The transcript is spliced from 3 exons. Bases 1 to 2235 code for a protein of 744 amino acids.
AUGCCCUCGAGGAAAAAGAUCGGCCUAUGGGCAUGGGCUCGGUCCUUAACUUCAACUCCACGCUAUUAUGGCGCGACAGGUGACGACCCAGACAAAACAGAGCUACUCACAAUCCCCAGCCAGCAAUCGGUUGCUUCCGCUUCAAAAGUUGAAACUAGAGAAACAGGUCCCAUAAACGACCCGACACUUGCUACACCUUUCCUGGAGGAAGCGGUAACUAGCAGCAUCAGCAACAGCUCAGCGAAUGCGGCUGAGGACAACAGUUCUCAAACCCGGCGACCCACUUGGAUCAAAGGCGUAUACCUUUGCGCAAAUGCAACUGUCGGUCUACUGCUACUGAAUACCGUACUCAUUUCCGUAGCAGGCGGGCUGGCAUCGAAGUACACAGGCUCUGGAGGAUCUUCCAACUCCAAAGUGGUCUACGAAGGCAGCUGCGUCAUAACAAGUCGAUGGAACACGGCAUUCCAUUUUAUCAUCAACGUUAUUAGCACCUGCAUUCUGGCGGCAAGCAAUUACUGCAUGCAAACGCUUGUCGCGCCAACCAGAGACGAAAUUGAUUUGUUCCAUGCAAAGCGUCGCUGGUUGGAUAUUGGCGGUUCUAGCUUCAGAAAUCUAUUUGCCAUCCCGCUUAGCCGUCUUGGGCUCUGGUUGAUUUUACUCAUCACGGCUACACCGUUCCAUUUACUGUACAACUCUGUCAUUUUCGAAAGUUUGUCAUAUAAUGAGUAUUGGUCAUUUGUUGCACCAUCCGAUUUCGAUGCUCAAAUUGUACGGAACCUGACGACUCCCGCGUUGGAGAAUUGCUUUCGAGCUGAUGUCACUUCCGGAUCAAACGAUAUCAACAGCGCCAAAAGCAUGGAUUGGGAUCAAAUAAUACAUAUUGUUAUGGGAGAAAGGAGCGAGAAAAUUUCCCCUGAGCAAUGUUCCCGCUAUACCGGUACAAGCUCUUAUUACCCAUCGGGGUACAAGGGCCUUAUUUACCUUGCGAGUGAUUUGGCUAUGGAAGAUGGAGGCGAUAUCGCUGUACUUCGGUCUACAGGCACCUCUCGGACUCAGUCAGUUUAUGCUGCAUCGUUUACCAAUCCGAACCCCUCAACUACAACAUCUGAUGAAUGCGCCGGUCCUCUUAGUCGUUCUACGACUCAUAGUCUCAGCGGGUGUUUGGCGUUUGAGGUUGCAAUGUUUCUUGCAGCUCAUCUUCAACGGACUCGAGCACCUCCUCUUCUUACAACAGGCGACGCAGUUGCGUCAUUCCUAGAAAGACCUGAUGAUACAACGAAAGGGAUGUGCUGGGCGUCACGACGUUGCAUUGAGAAGGGUAACUGGAGACCCUCUUCCGUACUGUCGACAGGCCAACCACCGUCUAGAGAAUAUAGAUACCUAUCACCGCCCAGGCAAUGGAGAAAAGCAUCUAGCCCUUCUCAUUGGGCAGUCACCUCAAUAAUCUUUGUUAUAGGUAUAGGAAUGGGCAUUGGUAUGCCUGCCGUCAAAUUACCUGACGCCGUUCGCAACCCUCAAGGUCUCUGGAAUUGGGAAAGCAACGUGAAAAGUACCGCGAAUUUUGCGUAUGGUAACUAUUCGGAGAUGGAGGGCGUGGUGAUAGCAAACAGCGUUCAACUAAUAGUCACGGUCGGCUACUAUUUCUAUAAUAGCGUGCUUACCAGCAUGCUAGCAUCGGCUGAGUACAGUUCCUACGGGGCAGACCGGAAGGCACUUCGAGUUACUUGGCCCGCCAAAGGCAGCCAGCAACGCUCGACCUACUGGCUGAGCGUUCCCUAUAAAUACGGCAUCCCAGUCAUAAUCCUCUUCAUGGCCAACCACUGGUUCGUUUCACAGGGCUUCUACUACGUCCUAAUGAUCCCGUAUGGCACGGAUGGUCAGCCCCUAUAUGGAAACAAGGUCAGCUCGGUCGGGGCCUCAGCCCUACCCGUGUUCAUUGCUGCCUUAGUUGGUGUUUUCCUGUUUCUAUUCUUGCUGUCUUUGGCGUUUCGCAGGCUUAAGUCAACUAUACCACUAGCGGGCUCCUGUAGUGCUGCUAUCAGUGCCGCCUGCCACCCGCCUGAGGACGUUUGUACCGCCACUGUAGCCCACGGGGAGUUGUUCUGGGGAGAGACUACUGGCCUACCACCUGAUUGGGUUGACGAUCAGAGUGACGGAUGUGAUCUUCCAAAAGGACAUUGCAGCUUUACUCCACUAGAUGCACGAUUGCCUUCCUUAGACAAGUUGUAUUCUUAG